GCCUUGCGCCGGGGACCGCGGGCUGGCGGGGAAGGCUGGGAGCCCCGUGGGACCGCGACGCUGGGGAGGCGGCUGCCCUUUCCGGGGAGGGAGGGACCGAGUGGAUGCCCUUGUCGGGCGGGAUGGCUUUGCGUGCUGCGCGCCCGAACACACCCACCCACGUACGGGCUGGAGCGUCAGGCGCACCGCUGGAGGAUGUGAAGGUGGCGCAACGGGUCGGAAGCCGCGAAGGGCCCGGGGAGAGGAGGAUGAGCGCCUUCCCUUCCCUCCCGGGGCUUCGGAACGGUGGGUGUGAGCGGAGCCGGCGGUUCCAGGGCGGGGUGAAGGCGGCGGCUCCGGUCGGGGCUUUCCAACCCGCGAAGAAACCCCAACAGGUCCGGGACGCCCUCGCGUUUGCCCCCAGGGAAGCGGGCGCAGGGUCGGGGCUCGCGUUGGAAAAGUUCCGUCUGAGCCAGCUUCUCUCCUUUCCUUCCAAGCGCCUGUUUCUAGAGGGGCCCAGGAAAUUGCCCCAGGUUCAGAGGGACUGGCGGCCAAGCGGAUCCGCAGAGGGUACCGGUGUGUGGCCUUACUUCUCUUCCACUCCACUUUUCCAGCCGAUCCGUGAGGGAUGUUAGUAGUGCCCCGGAAUGCCUUAUGUAGAUCGUCAGAAUCGAAUCUGCGGAUUCCUGGACAUUGAGGAUAAUGAAACCUGUGGAAAGUUCCUGCGACGGUAUUUCAUCCUGGACACCAAAAUCAACAGCCUUCUGUGGUACAUGGACAAUCCUCAGAACCUGGCAGUAGGCUCGAAAGCAGUAGGAUCUUUACAACUGACCUACAUCUCUAAGGUCAGCGUGGCUGCCCCCAAACAAAAGCCGAAAACACCGUUCUGUUUUGUUAUCAACGCCUUGUCUCAGCGCUAUGUCCUGCAAGCAAAUGACCAAAAAGAUCUGCAAGACUGGGUGGAAGCAUUAAAUACUGCCAGCAAGAUUACGGUACCGAAGCAUGGAAGUUUGUCCCUAGCCACAGAAGUGGGAAGGCACCCAUAUAAGACGGAGAUCAUUGGUGGAGUAGUUGUGCAGACACCCAUCUCGGCCAAUCAGAAUGGAGGGGAUGGGUCUGAAGGCAGUGAGCUCGCAUCUCACCCUUUGUUGAAACGGUCCCAGAGUUACAUUCCCACCACCAAAACACCGGUUGGACCACUAGUCCUCAAGAGCGGUUAUUGUGUCAAGCAGGGGAACGUGAGGAAGAGCUGGAAGCGCCGUUACUUUAUGUUGGAUGAAACUUCUGUCAGUUAUUUCAAAUGUGAGCAGGAUAAAGAACCCUUACGGUCAAUCUUCCUGAAGGACGUGCUGAAGACUCAUGAAUGUCUCGUCAAAUCUGGUGAUCUUCUAAUGCGGGAUAAUCUCUUUGAAAUUAUAACAAGCUACCGGACCUUCUAUAUCCAGGCCUACAGCCCUGAAGACAUGAAAAGCUGGAUCAGAGAGAUCUCAGGGGCAGUGCAGGCAUUAAAGAGCUGCCCCAGGGAAAUGUCUUUGGUGAGAUCAGUCUCAAUGGAUAAACAAGGAAGUCCCACCUCGUCCAGCUCCACCACGUCAUCCAUUGCAUGGCUAAAGCAGCGAGGAGAGGAGUCCAGGGUUGGUAACAAAGGUCCCGCCACUUCUUGCUGGCUGCCGUGGAUGCCUGUGCCACAGCUGGAAGAGAAGCACCAGCCGGUAUCAAAAGGGAAGGCUGACCAGCUGAGCAACUCUGAGUUUACCCCUUUGUUUGCUGGAGAUGCUGGAGACACCCAGGUCAGGCGUCUCCGGCACAGGUCAGAACCCCAGAACUUCAAAGAGCACCGCUUUCUGAUUGAUUUGGAUGAUGAAAACAUCCGAACCUCAGAUGUGUGACUGCGCAGCGAGGUGGAAGUUGCCAGGAAACAGGCAAUCUAAGGGUGGGAUGUUCUAGAUGAACACUAGCUAGCUUGCACCUACUCCAGAUGCUGAGAUGGAAUAGAUUUGUUUGCAGUGCAACCAACUUAAAGCUGAGAAGGACCUACGCUUAUGUGGGGACUGCGUGCCCUGCCGGAGCCUUCUCAAGACCAAGCAUAAUUCAGAGGGCGCCAGAACGUUCAAGAUGGUCCUGUUUCAGGUCUGUUGAGGAUGCAGAAGUAUGCAAUGGAGGCCACCCCAUUCUCCAUGAGACGCUGUUCAUUCCACUAUCAUUGCUUCCUGUCUAGUGAAGGGAAGGCCAUAUCGUUCAUUUGGAGGCCUUGAUAAACAUGAUGCUUUCCUGUCUGUGUGCUUGUGCAAAAAGGCUUUUCUAUAUGAGAGUUAGCUGGACCAUACAGCAACAAAGUAUAUGUACCCUUCCUGUUCCGGUAGCAACCACAGUGUGGUUUUGCUUGAUCAGUGGAUGAGUUGAAGGCAGCUCAUCCUGCGUUUAUGUCCAAAGCUUAAACUAUGACUUGGAAGAGAGCUUGGAAUACUGUUCAAGAAUACUGUGCCGAACAAAAAAAAAAAAA
Python bivittatus (Burmese python) is the source of this 2482-nucleotide messenger RNA. The record is from RefSeq and is a predicted model, not a curated record. Lineage: Eukaryota; Metazoa; Chordata; Lepidosauria; Squamata; Pythonidae.